This is a messenger RNA of Fundulus heteroclitus (mummichog), 1553 nucleotides long. RefSeq names its product cytidine deaminase. Bases 74 to 472 code for a protein of 132 amino acids. The transcript is spliced from 4 exons. Gene Ontology annotation, molecular function: zinc ion binding; cytidine deaminase activity. Gene Ontology annotation, cellular component: cytosol. NCBI's taxonomy places the organism in Eukaryota, Metazoa, Chordata, Actinopteri, Cyprinodontiformes, Fundulidae. The record is from RefSeq and is a predicted model, not a curated record.
AUUUAGAGCACCGCCUGUCUCAGUCUCAACUUCAUACCAGUAUUCACAAACAACCUAACACCAAAAAGGCGAUAUGGCUGAAAUUAUUGAACUGAUUCAAAAGUCCCAUGAGGCCAAAAAGCAUUCGUACUCUCCAUACAGCAAAUUCAGAGUUGGAGCUGCACUCUUAACCUCGGACAACCGUGUGUUUACAGGUUGUAACGUGGAGAAUGCUUGUUACAAUCUGGGAGUGUGUGCUGAAAGGAAUGCUAUGGCCAAGGCAGUGUCAGAAGGCUACAAAGACUUCAAGGCCAUCGCCAUUGCUAGUGAUAUGAAGGAUGAGUUCAUCUCCCCAUGUGGAGGCUGCAGGCAGUUCAUGAGAGAGUUUGGGGUUAAGUGGGAUGUUUAUCUUACAAAGCUCGACAACACGUACCAGAAGAUGACUGUGGAGGAGCUGCUGCCCGUCUCUUUUGGCCCUGCAAACCUGUCCUAGAAGAAGGAUUCCAACAUGCCCAGCAAUCUCUGAGCUUGUACUGUAAUGCACUAAAGUUCAUUGUUGGAAACUAGAUGAGAUGAACUUAGAUCUGCCCACACAGCAUUUUACAUUUUGUUUUGGCAUCAUUGGUAUAAAUGCGCAAAAACCCAUAAACAUAUAUUCCAUUGCAGUAGCAUAGUCUCAAAUCGAAAAAUUUACUACUACUAGUACACUCCUCUUGUGCAAUAACUGCCUUUUUUUUCCCAGGCAGUUGUGGGGACUUUGUUUUAUAUGUUUUACAAUUUAUUCAUUGUCAUAGACAGGCUUAGUAUUAAUAGGCAUGCAUGUGUAUCUUCUGGAUUACAUUUUAGUAGUAUAUGGUUGACAACUGUAUGAUAUAAGGGAUAAAGUAAAAAAAAAAAGCAGACUGUGGUUUAAAAAAAAAGCAUGGUGUUGCAGAAAAGAGUAAAGAUAGAUCCUACGGUUAAGAGCAACAAUUCCUGUUUUUAAGUUUGACUUUCAGAAAUAUCUGUAUGAAUAUAAAAGAUUGUCCAAUAGAAAGAUUGUCCAGACUAGGCUUUUCUGGAAAGUCAGCGCAGAACACAACAUCAAACUAGAAUGGUUGUUUCUAGGUAAAGAACAUAGUCGCCUGAUGAAAAUCAUAGGCGAACCCUAACCAGAUGAUUCCACCAAGGGUGUAACUGACUCUUGAAGUUAUGCUCCACAUAUAAUGCACAAAGCUAAUUUAUCCCUUCAUCAAUCAGAUUGUUAAAUAAAAGCAGCCAUAUAGUAUUUCGUCAUGCUUCUGAUGCUCUGGCCUUAUCUGGUGGGUCAUUUGCUGGAUUGUAUGUGUGAAUGUGUCAUUGUUCUUUUAUGGAUCAGCUUUUAGCGAGCAAUAUCUGUUUACUUAUUUGCUUAUUCUGUUCAGAUGAUUUUUAUUGUUUGUAGUGCAUUUAAUUGCUGAAGCAGCUUUGUUUAUCAUACAAUCUCCAGGACAAAUUUCCCAGAGGGGCCAAUAAAGUAUACAUCUAUCUACACCUACUGGUUGAACUGGAUAACUGCACAUUCUCAUACUAUAAAGCUGUGUAGUACCGACAAA